AUGGCUCCCAAGAAGGCGACCAAGGGGAAGGGUGUGGCUAUAGAGCCAACUCGUGAGAAAGGCUGGAACACGAAUGAGGAGGAAGCUGGGGAAAGGAGUGAUAGGGAUCUCAGCCCUACUCCGAGCACCGAUACCCAAACUGGGCAUCCCAGGAGUACUCGAUCCGUGGCGAGGAAGCGUCACAGCUCCUCCCAAACUGCUAGCGACAAUCUGGCGGCUAAAAUGCCACAGAUAUCAUCAUCUGGGGAUGAUACUAUGGUGGAGCAGACUGUCCCUUCCACCACAGUGGACCCGUCAAGUGGGACCGGGGCUACUCCUUCGGCGAGUAGUUCCGAUGUAAAUAAAGUCAUUGAUGCGGGGAAACAGGCCAUAGUUGUGAAACCUGCUCGUAAGUUUGGCGUCAAGGGUCUUGCUCUGAGAAGAGCUCCUUCCGAUGCAGUCCUGGUGGGGAACGUGCAGACUGAAUCCUCGGUCUCCAAAUCGGUGGAGGAGAAGCCCCCGAACACUCCUGAUGUGAGUGCUCAAGAUGCGGAGGCCAUGGCCAAUGCCAUGCUUCUGGAUUCUCCUUUGCCAAAUUCCGAAAGAGGCAAUGAGGAGGUCCUAGAGGAUGGUGGAAGUGACAAGCUUUCGGAGGAGGGAGAAGGCGUGAAGCUUCUUGAGGGAGGCGGCAAGGAUCAGCCCGAGGAGACACCUGAGGCAUUGGGAUGGGAGGAUGACCAGUCCCAGGAUGAAAUAGAGCUGAAUGCUCUGAAGGAGAGGGUUAAGACGCUCUCAUCCGAGAAGUCUGCUCUCGAGGGGAAGCUUAAAAAGCUCUCCCGGUCCAAGAAAGAUGAGAUUGAAAGACUCAAGAAGAUCAAGGCGGAUUCAGACCAGGAGAUGAAAGGAGCCCUGAAGCAGCUGAAGGAGCUAUUCGAGUCCCGAAAUUCGAUGCAGUAG
Panicum virgatum (switchgrass) is the source of this 936-nucleotide messenger RNA. RefSeq lists its product as uncharacterized. The transcript is spliced from 6 exons. NCBI's taxonomy places the organism in Eukaryota, Viridiplantae, Streptophyta, Magnoliopsida, Poales, Poaceae. The record is from RefSeq and is a predicted model, not a curated record. Bases 1 to 936 code for a protein of 311 amino acids.